GAGAGCCACUAUACUGCCUCUUCCACGGCUCAUAUAUUAUCAACGGAUUUCCGGAUGCUGAUGCUGCUGCUUUGGGAGAAGCCCAAAUUCGUGAGGCAGCAGUCGGGCUCAGUUGUCCGGGGACAGGCAGCCUGCUGCUGCAGCUGUGUUUGGGAUUAGGAGUCUGCCUGCAGAAACGUCUGAUGGAAGUGACGGAGCAGGAGCAUCAAAGUCGGACAGAGGAACCUGUACCUGAGGUAGGAGGAGAAGGAGAGGGAGAGUUACCAGGUUCAGGAACCCCUACCCCCAGAGACAUGAUGGAGAGCCCGGUGAAGGAGCCUGUUGUGCUGCAUCUGUACCCCACCACAGAGUAUGGGGAUCCGUAUGGGGACAAGAUGCCGUUCCACCAUGUGACGGCAGGGCUGCUGUACAAGGGGAACUAUCUGAGUCACUCUCUGUCUGAGGACAACGACUGUGACCAGCUGGCUAGCAUCUCAGAGGAGGAGCUAAACGAGAUCCGGGAGGCAUUCAGGGUGUUGGACCGGGAUGGGAAUGGGUUCAUCUCCAAGCAGGAGCUGGGCAUGGCCAUGAGGUCUCUGGGAUACAUGCCCAGUGAGGUGGAGCUGGCCAUCAUCAUGCAGAGACUAGACAUGGAUGGAGACGGGCAGGUAGACUUCGAUGAGUUCAUGACGAUCCUGGGACCCAAGCUCCUGUCUUCUGAAACCAGGGAGGGCUUCCUGGGGAGCACAAUAGACAGUAUAUUCUGGCAGUUUGACAUGCAGCGCAUCACCCUUGAGGAGCUGAAACACAUCCUGUUCCACGCCUUCAGAGACCAUCUGACCAUGAAGGACAUCGAGAACAUCAUCAUCAACGAGGAGGAGAGCCUCAACGAGAACUCGGGACACUGUCAGGCAGACUUUGAAGGAAUCCAUUCUAAAAAUAAGAACCGGCAGACGUGUGUGAGGAAGAGUCUGAUCUGCGCCUUUGCCAUGGCGUUCAUCAUCAGCGUCAUGCUCAUCGCGGCCAAUCAGAUGCUGCGGAACGGCCUGGAGUAGCCACACCCAGCCACGCCCACUGUGAGCGGGAAAAACUAACCUGCAUGUGCAUGAUGAAAGUGGGUGAGGUCAUUUCCUGUUUCUUUAGAAAGAAAAAAAAACGACUUCAAAAAUUCCUCACUGAUGGUGACAAAAAAACAGAAAACACUGAAUGAUAAACCAUCAGAUUUUUCUGAGUGGAUGACAGUCUGACGUCCACCGACACUGAGAAGCCAGCAUGAGGAGUCCAGCGAGACCCCUCAUAACCCCAUUACUCUGGCAGGGACAUUCAAGGGCUGACUUUCGCUUACUCUGCUGUCUCGUCUCUGUUCCCUAAUGCAAUAAAGACACAAGUACAGGAGUUUAGUACUCUUCCUCUCUUCCCUACCCAGAGUCUUCAAAUGAAGGUACCUUGGAAUUCAAUUUGAACUUCUUGCCUCAGAAGGCAGAAUCAUGGUGGAUUGAGACAUGCCCUCAGUGUAUUUGUACAAGGCAGCAUCCUUGUGGAUGCUCAAUUGGAUCUGUGUGAGAGAGAAUGGAGCUGUGCCUCCUGCAGUGCAGAGAGCCUGAUUAGUUACAGGGCACACCGCUGCAGUCUGGCUACGCACAUACACUCUUACGCACGCAUCUACGCAUGUACUUCCACACACACAAACACACACACACACACACACACAAAAAUUGGCCUGUUAUUCUAGUUUCCUGAGGGCGGGUGGAAGCCAGCUCACCGCUGGAGCAUACAGUAAAGCUCUGGAUGCGACAGGCAUGAUGGUGCCGUCUGCUGUAAGGCUGUUGUUUAAGCUCUUCUAGAAGCUUUCAUCCAGAGUUGCGGAGUGAAAUCAGUGGGUAUUCCUGUGCCCAAAUUCCUCACUGUUACUGUAUCUGUGUACAUUCCCAGUGCUAAACAGAACAGUGUUUGAAAGACCAUAGCUGUGAAAAGUCUGGGCUGUACUGUACCUAUGAUCUAAUUCCUCUUGAGGUAGGUAUGCCUGAACUCCUGUAUUGUAUUGACUCUCAUGGUAAUAUAUAAACCACCUACAGUUUUGCUGAAGACUGCUUGUAAUAGCUACAGUACUGCAUGUGAUCAAGUCUACGUCGAUAUGUAAAUAUGUAUGUAACCCAUGUUGUUGUCUACGUGUAUAGGGUGACGGUGUUCUACUCUGUAUGUGCAUGGUUGUUGGUACACUCUACUCCUGCAGAUUUAGAGGUGGAGGGAAGGAGAGAGCACUGUGAAACCAGAGGCUGCUGCCUUCCAAAUCACAAUACACAGGCAGGCAGGCAGGCAGACAGACAGACACAAAGCUCUCUAUGUUCCCCUCACCCUCUGGCCAAAGCCAUAGAACUCAAUAGAGAUGUACUGACUGAAGAACACUAAAUGGUUGUUGUAGUUUUCCGUUACAAAUGUGUAUUUUCAGUAUGAACAGUCCAUCCUUUGUGCAUGUUGUUGGGUUCCUUCACCCACCCUUUUGCGCUGUACAAUCAUUUCCACCUAUCCCCAUGAGCAGAACGAAGAGUAGAAUCACAGACUGGUGUAAGAGCCCCAUCUAGAGGUUGGCUCAAAAAUUCUGAUAUUUUUUGUAACACAGUGUGCUCCCCUAGCUCUGGUCCAAAUGCAGCCUGCAAACAUUGGUAAAAACAGUGUGCAGGUGAGGUUGGAAGGCUAAAAGGGCUUAUAUGAAAACCACACCACAAAUAUAAGUACAAAAAUACAAGUUUGUUCAAUCAGCUAAACAAAGCAUAUUAAUUAUGAUUGUACAUGAUCAACUCAGUAUACAAGAAAAACCGUGUGUGUGUGUGUGUGUGUGUGUGUGUGUGUGUGUGUGUGUGUGUGUGUGUGUGUGUGUGUGUGUGUGUGUGUGUGUGUGUGUGUGUGAGAGAAAGAGAGUGAGGCUACUUAGAGGGGAUUAUUGGAUAGUUUGGUUUAUCAGGCUGACCCCCAGUCUUCGCUUGAAGUUGAUGAGGUUUUGGCAAUGUGAAGAUAAGAAUUCCAGAGUAUAGUACCUCUGUAUCUGAUAGAGAAUUUACUAUGUGGGGAGGGUGGAUUAUUAUUAUUGUAGUGGCUUGUGUUAAAUAGAUGGCUUUCAGAAUUACCUGGAAGAAUCCAUUGAAGGGUUUAGGUAAACUUUCUGGGAGGUAUGAGUAUUUGAAGAUGAAAGUGCAUAAUUGGCAUACAUUAAUGUCGUAAAUAGACAAGAUAUUGAGUUUCUUAAACAGAGGUGCAGAUGGAGUCAGAUAAUUAGAGGAUGUGGCUAGUCUUGCAAAAUGUAUUUGUAUGAUGAGUCAUUUGUGUAGGUAGGAGGCAUCAGGUGAAUUCGGAAAGUAUUCAGACCCUUUGACUUUUAAAACAUUUUGUUACGUUACAGACUUAUUCUAAAAUUGAUUAAAUUGUUUUGUUUUUUCCUCAUCAAUAUACACACAACCCCAUAAUGACAAAGCAAAAACAUGUAUUUUUGUUUUUUGCAAAUGUAUUAAAAACAUUUACAUAAGUAUUCAGACCCUUCACUUAGUACUUUGUUGAAGCACCUUUAGCAGCGAUUACAGCCUCGAGUAGUCUUGGGUUUGACGCUAAAAGCUUGGCACACCUGUAUUUGGAGAGUUUCUCCCAUUCUUCUCUGCAGACACUCUCUGUCAGGUUGGAUGGGGAGCGUCACUGCACAGCUAUUUUCAGGUCUCUCCAGAGAUGUUCGAUCAGGUUCAAGUCUGGGCUCUGGCUGGGCCACUCAAGGACAUUCAAUGACUCGUCCCCAAGCCACUCCUGCGUUGUCUUGGCUGUGUUCUUGGGGUCAUUGUCCUGUUGGAAGGUGAACCUUCACCCCAGUCUGAGGUCCUGAGCACACUGGAGCAGGUUUUCUUCAAGGAUCUCUCUGCGCAUUGCUCGAUUCAUCUUUCCCUUGAUCCUGACUAGUCUCCCAGUCCCUGCCGCUGAAAAACAUCCCCACAGCAUGAUGCUGCCACCACCAUGCUUCACUGUAGGGAUGGUACCAGGUUACCCCCAGACGUGACACUUGGCAUUCAGGCCAAAUAGUUAAAUUUUGAUUACAUCAGACCAGAGAAAUCUUGUUUCUCAUUGUCUGAGAGUCCUUUAGGUGCCUUUUGGCAAACUCUAAACUGGAACAUUGGAGCUCUGACAGAGAGACCAUCAGGUUCUUGGUCACCUUCCUGACCAAAGCCCUUCUCCCCUGAUUGCUCCUUUUGGCCGAGCGGCCAGCUCUAGGAAGAGUCUAGGUGGUUCCAAACUUCUUCCAUUUAAGAAUGAUGGAGGCCACUGUGUUCUUGGGACCAUUAAUGCUACAGAAAUGUUGUGACACUGUUACAGGAAUUAAAUUCCUCUGUUUUAAUAACCAAUUAAAAUGAAUCACUCUGUCAAUUCAUAAGAGGUUGUAAGACCCUUAUUAGUAUAAAAUGGAUAGAGACCAGCCUUUGAAAUCAACCAGCUGCGUUUAUUCUCGUAAGUACUGCCCAUUACACAUUUUACCACAGGUUAUAAACUGAAAAUGAAGUCAUUAGUUUCAGUACUAGCCCAUGUCAUCUCCGCUGUAGUACAAUGGCUGUAUGGUUCUCACAUGUCUCUCCCUAUUUAAGAUAAUAUAUGACCGCGCCAAGGUCAUGCUUGUGUAGAUAAGCCUUCUAGCCAGACUGGCUAUAAGUUCAUUCUUUUCCACCAUGGCACAGACAGUCAUUGUUCUAAUUCUUGAUUAUAUUUACACACAUUAUAUUCAGUACUAGGAUUAAAAAGAAAAUGCAUACAUAUACAGUAACAUAAUAGUAUUCUGAUUAGUACAUAUACAGUAGCAUAAUAGUAUUCUGAUUAGUACAUAUACAGUAACAUAAUAGUAUAGUAUGUAGUAUGUAUAAUAGAAAUGUAUACAUAAUUAGUCAUCAUUGAUAAAAAUUCCCUUAACAGACACCCUUCCCCAGAUCUGUGCUUCGACACAAUCCUGUCUUGGCGCUCAACAGAUAAUUGCUUUUAGCUCAUUGCUUGGUUUUUGCUCUGACAUGCACUGUUAACUGUGGGACCUUGUGUUCCAAAUCAUGUCCAAUCAAUUGAAUUUACCACAGGUGGAAUCCAAUCAAGUUGUAGAAACAUCUCAAGGAUGAUCAAUGGAAACCGGAUGCACCUGAGCUCAGUUUCGAGUCUCAUAGCAAAGGGUCUGAAUACUUAUGUAAGUAAGGUAUUUCUGUUUUUUGUUUUUUUUUUUGUACAAAAAAAAUUCAACAUGUUGUCGCUUUGUCAUUAUGGGGUAUUGUGUGCAGACUGAUGAGGAAAAGGCUGUAAUGUACCAAAAUGUGGAAAAAGUCAAGGGGUCUGAAAACUUUCCAAAUGCACUGUAUGUACUGGCCCAGACAACGGGAUAUGGUUGAAUUAAGCUAUACUGUACAUGAAAGGUAUGUGGAAAUGUCAGGUGAAUAAUCGAUGCCUUGUAUUGAGAUGUAUGAUCAUCAAAACAUGAAAUGUUGAAAAAUAAUAUUAUGAUUCUUCCCUAUUCUAUCUGUAUAGAAGGUUUUAUGAAAUGAUGAAUGUUCUACCUAAAUGAUUGUUGGUUUGAUUAACUGCACUGUUUGUGGGACAUAGAUAGGAGUCUUUUAUUGGAAUUCUGUAUGUCUUGCCCAUGGCAGAAAAUCUCCUUUCUUUUCACCUUGAAGAGGUUUGCAUUAAAGUAUGAUCAAUGAACGUCCCCAUUAAUUUUAUCAUCAUGUUUGGACGGAUGGCUCCUCUGUGAAGUUUCCAAGUUUGUUUUAUGAUGUCAAAGUAAAAGCACUGAUUUGUGUGCAAUAUCAUCUUGCAAAUACAGUAGGCUACACUGGAUUUAAUAUUGUUGAGACCACCAAUUUAAGCUUACUGGGUGCAAAUUCUCACCUCAUUCAUUAUAUAAUGUAUUCUGUCAAACUGGAGUUUGUUCCUUAUUUAGCUGUUUUGAGCUGUCACCCUUGUCUGCUUCAUUAAUGGCACCCUAAUACACAUGUUGUGCACUAAUAUUGACCAGGGUCCAUGGGGCUCUAGUCAAAGUAGUGCACUAUAGAGGGAAUAGUGUGUCAUUUGGGACACUACCCUGCCCUAACCCCACAAUACACUGUAAUACCAGGGUAUAGUCUGAACCUUGUGUUGAUGAAUAAAUAAAUACAUGUUAGCCCACAUAAAAGGCUCCGGCCUGGGUAUCCUAUACUGUUACAGGGGAUGGAGCUGUACCUGCCAUCACAGAAUCAGUGCAUGUCUUGAUCAUUAAAACUGAUGGUGAAUGAGACUGGAAAACUAACAGUCUCACUUCAGUAGCAUGGUGUUUGAAUUGCACAUGUAUGUGCUGUAUGGACACUACAUAAAAUACAUAGAUAUACACAGUGCUUAAUUUGAGCCGGAUCCUGCCGGAACACCUCUCCAUUUUGGACUGUUUUUUUUCCGGAAACUAUUUGGCCGGAUCUGGUACCUAUUGUGGCAUGAACAUGUACAAGAAGUACAAUGUAAAAAUUAUAAUGAAAGUUCAUUCGAGUUGCUUCUUCGUUAAUUCUCCUACCCUCACAAAAAAACCUAAUGUGAAAAAGUAGAUUUUCACGCCUUGCCUAAUAUUCUAAGUGUUGAUUUGGGUUGAGCCAGGCCGGGUUUAUGGUUUGAGCAACAUUGUAACCUUUGUUUGAGCCCAACGCCAGGCGGUGGCUGUGUGAGAAGAGCGCCAUCAUCUCUCACAUAACUGGAAUGAGAUUCACUUUGUAUGAUCUCUCUCCCUCUCAGUUCUGAUAGACAUGAGCCUGGAACUCUCAUCUCUCCGUUGCACAUCAUCGUGUAUUUCCUUAUGGAAUCAUAGCCGCCCGAAGGAACUGCAGCAGCCUAUAGUCGGGAACGCGCGCCAAUAUGUCAGUGAAAAAACAGUACGCAGACCAAACAGGCCUUUCGUAAUAUGUCAAAUACAAUCUAGGUAAAACACAGAUUGGAGAGCAAAUGCCUCCUGCAGAAAAUAUAAGACUCUAUGCUGUAGGUUACAAACACAUUUUAUAAAUGUCCAAAUAAUGUUCUACAAAAGAGAGCGAAAGGGAGAGAGGCUUUUGGCACGCGCUGCGCAUCAUUGGGUGAGUCAGUGAAACUGGAAAUCAUAUUUAGGACUAUAAUUUCUACCUCAUACUGUAGCCUACAAUAUGUAUCUACACACCUAGGCCUGGGCUAUUGAUGGAUUCAAGACAAUGUCGUUGUUAUUGAUCUCAGUUUGUCAGUGUCAGUAGCCUGCCAUUUCGAUCAUUUGUGCGGUAUUAAAAAAUAUUCUGCCAAAGUCUCCAGUCAUGGACCCUAAAAAUACUCCCCAUGUGUGCAACUUCUGUAAGUGCCUCUACUCCACUGCUCUAUGCUACUACGCAAAUGCGAUGAAAUGCAUGCAAUGCUUUAUUAUAAAGGUGAUUUCUUUACUCAUGCGUUCCGGUACCUCAGAACUCCCCAGGUCACCCCCUCUCCCGCUCACUUUUUGUUCCGGCACCUCCCGAUUUACAAAUUAAGCACUGGAAUAAAGUACAUACAUAUACACAUGUAAACUGUGCAUGCACACCAUUAAAACAUGUAGGGGCAGUUUCCCGGACACACAUUAAGCCUUGUGCUGGACUAAAUAGCAAGAUCAAUGGAAAAUCUCCAUUGAAAGUGCUUUUUAGUCCAGAUUUAAGUUGUAUUAUUAAUAAUAGCCUGAAUAUUGUAUCUGUAAAUACUGAAAUCGGUACAAAAGUAAAUGGAAAGCAUUUAUGCAAUAAAACAUCUCUCUUUUUUUGUAAA
Molecule: messenger RNA, 7758 nt
Organism: Oncorhynchus masou masou (cherry salmon)
Lineage: Eukaryota; Metazoa; Chordata; Actinopteri; Salmoniformes; Salmonidae
Product: calcium-binding protein 8-like
Exons: 6
Coding region: 183-1034 (283 amino acids)
Cellular component (GO): trans-Golgi network membrane
Molecular function (GO): calcium ion binding
Source: RefSeq, a predicted model, not a curated record